Molecule: messenger RNA, 986 nt
Organism: Gastrolobium bilobum
Lineage: Eukaryota; Viridiplantae; Streptophyta; Magnoliopsida; Fabales; Fabaceae
Product: NDR1/HIN1-like protein 26
Exons: 1
Coding region: 45-677 (210 amino acids)
Biological process (GO): defense response to other organism
Source: RefSeq, a predicted model, not a curated record
CCUUUCAAGUUUCAACUAUCUCUCUCUCUCUCUAUCUAUUGAAAAUGUCUCAAAUCACAAUAAAAUCUCCAAAACACUGUGCUAGCAAGCAAGCAUUGAAAAUAGACAGGAACUACAGGAAACUGUUCUUUGGUUUAUCAGCAUUUUUCACCUCUAUCCUAUCACUGAUACUUCUUAUAUGGUUCAUCCUACACCCUGCCAAGCCUCAAUUCUCCCUCAUAGAAGCUGAUAUCUACCAGCUGAACCUAUCAGGACCAAACCUCAACUCCUCCAUCCAACUCACUCUGCUCUCCAAGAACCCAAACCAGAAAGUUGGCAUUUACUACGAUGAGUUUCAAGCUUAUGCAACCUACAAGGGCCAACAGAUAACCGGUGAUACCUCUGUGCCUCCCUUUUACCAAGGCCAAGAAGAGAGUAAUCUUUUAACAUCAUCUUUAGUAGGAAAUGGUUUACCCGUUGCUCCCUCUCUUGGUUAUGAAGUGGGUCGUGAUCAAAUUACUGGAAGACUAGUUUUGAACCUCAAAGUUAAUGGAAAGCUUCGUUGGAAGGUGGGAACUUGGGUCUCUGGACGUUACAGGUUCAAUGUUAAUUGUGUUUCUAUCAUGGCCUUUGGACCCUCUAUACCCCAAGGUCCUCUGAUUUCAAAGCAGGGGGCUCAGUGUUCUACCACAAUUUGAACUACUAUAUUGCUAACUUCAAUAUAAUCCAAUAUUCAUAUCAUAGCGUGUUCUUCAAGUUUUAUUAUUUUCAGCAGCUUUUGGUUGGCUUUUGUAUUUAAAUGUAUUUUGAAGCCACUUAGUGAAUUGUAAAUAAAAUAUAUGAAUGAUAGGACCAAAAGUUAUAUUUUGUGAGUGAGAAUGAAAAAGGAUGCAUAUUAGAUGGUUAAUCUUAUCUUUUUUUGCUUUUAGCUUCAUUUCUCUCUCUCUCUCUCUUCUUUCACUCACUAUCUAUCUAAAUUGGUUUUGCUAUGCAUGUGAUGAUAGAGC